Molecule: messenger RNA, 1257 nt
Organism: Didymella exigua CBS 183.55
Lineage: Eukaryota; Fungi; Ascomycota; Dothideomycetes; Pleosporales; Didymellaceae
Exons: 2
Coding region: 1-1257 (418 amino acids)
Biological process (GO): endoplasmic reticulum to Golgi vesicle-mediated transport; positive regulation of GTPase activity
Cellular component (GO): endoplasmic reticulum membrane
Molecular function (GO): GTPase activator activity
Source: RefSeq, a predicted model, not a curated record
AUGGCUUCUCGAACCCCAUCACCGUCGGUGAGUAUUGAUAGCGCAUCCUCGCGUCAACCGACACCUAUCGAUCUCUCCUUGGCAGAGACAAGUAAAGAAGGCUUGGUCGUCACCGCCUGCGAAAAGGGCGAUCUUCCCACGCUGGUACAUCUAGCUACUAGCACCCAUGGGUUGGUGAGCGAUCGCUUGCGGCGCACCGCAUGGCCCAUCCUGCUGGCAUGCAAAGCUACAGAUGAAGACAAAGUAUCGUGGAAGGAUCUGCCGGCGCAUCGUGAAGAGGGACAAGUCGGUCUCGACGUAAACAGGGCCUUCGUAUACUAUCCAAAGUAUAACUCAGAGAAAGAGCUUGACCGCCGGAAACAUGAGCUCUCGAACGUUAUCCUCGAGGUCCUGCGUCGACACCCAGCCCUGUCCUACUUCCAGGGCUACCACGACAUUGUCCAAGUGUUCUACCUUGUCCUAGGCACAAAUGCUGCUCCUCAAGCAGCUGCCCGCCUCAGUCUCCUUAGGAUCAGAGACUUCAUGCUCUCGUCCCUCGACCCUGCAAUAGCCCAGCUCGAACUCCUACGUCCUUUGCUUCGCGAAGCCGAUCCAGUACUGUACGAGCACCUGCCUAAGAGCUCCGCAACGUUCGCGCUAGCCGGUACCAUUACAAUGUUCGCCCAUAACAUCCAAGAGUACAGAAAUAUCACACGGUUGUUCGACUUCUUCCUGGCACGUCACGCUAUUAUGCCGCUCUACUUUUUCGCGGCUGUGGUGCUGUCCAGGCGAGAAGAACUGCUGGAGAUUGAUAAGGAAGAGGAGGACAUACUGCACGUCAUGCUCAGCAAGCUACCCGAGCCAUUCGAUAUCGAGUUCCAUAUUGCACGCUCAGUCGAGCUCUUCGAAAGGCUCCCGCCAGGAUCCCUAGGCAGCUGGGAGUGGUGGCGCAUAUCGUCGUCCAGCGUAUUGAAGAGUUCAGCUACCCUGGCGGAUAUGCAACGCUUGACGUUGGAUGAUGGCGAGCGCCUCUUCACUCAGCAAGAGAAGGAAGUUCAUUGGCAGCAAUACCAGAAGAAGGUUGUGCGGCAAGCAAUGAGGAGCAUUAAGCAUGCGAAGUUGCGCUUGUGGUAUUACAGACGCUAUGGAGCCGUUGGCCUUGCCAUUGUUGUUGGCGCAUAUGCGCUUUGGCUUGGUAAGAAUGGAGGCCUGGACUUCUCAAGAUAUUCAAUAUUUGGGUAUCAGGGCGAUCUCAUACGGCAUUUCAUUGGUGCUUAA